AUGAAUUACCUAAGCUAUAUUUAUAUUCAUUACAUAUUGAAUAAGUAGAGAAACUUGAAUACUAGUUAGUAUUUUGGAUGAACUCAGGACAAACCAUACCAUAAGAAUAUAAAACACCAUGGAAGAUUCUGUGAUAUCUACCUCCUAUGAAAGUCUAGACAGUCUUGAAGCUGACCAUAGUCCUGUCACUGUUGAGGAUGACUUAGGGGCUACAGGCACUGCAGCAUAUAAUGAACAUAGGGGGGAUAACUCCAAUGUGUGUUUACAAGACAAUAAACUUGAUGAUGUUGUGGUAAGUGACAAUGCAGGUGGACCACAAACUGUGGAUGUUGGGAGAAAUACGAACUCUCCUAAUGUGACUGUUCCACGGAAUACAAAUUCUCCUAAUGGACAAGAGGCAAAGACAAACACAUCAAAUUCUAGUCAAACUUCUGUAAACUCAGCAGCAAAUGUUGAACAAAAUGCUUCAAAGCAACAGCAAAAUCCUGUGUCAAGGAAUCAGCGAUUAUACCAAGGAAUAGCCAAACACCCAGAGUAUGCAGAUGAACCAAAGAGGCGUGGAACCUUCCGAAACUGGCCAGCACGACUCCAACAGUCACCAGAAAUGAUGUCAGGGGCUGGAUUCUUUUUUUCAUUGAAUGGAGACAGUGUAAGGUGUUUUUUGUGUGGGAUUGGGUUAAGGAACUGGGACAAAGAUGACAACGCCUGGGUAGAACACGCACGGUGGUCACCCAAGUGUGCAUACGUCCUUGAGAAGAAAGGUCAAUCUUUUGUUGAUCUUGUUCAAGAUGCUGUCCGCAAUGCUGAGCUGCAACAAGCUCUAAGAGAAAACAAUGAACGGCAUUGGAAUGAAAAUAAUGCUGUAGGCUAUCAGGCAGAACAGACAGAAACGGACAGAGCAAACCCACAAAGUGAUCUUGUCACAUCACAACGUCCAGGAAGACCUGAUCAGUUUCCAUCUGAUGCAGAAAGAAAAAACCCACUUCUGUGUGAUGCAGCCCAGAGUGUUCUGAACAUGGGCUACUUACCACGGGUGGUCAAACAAUGUCUGGAUGAGUUCCUGAAACUAGAAGGUUGGCAUUCAAUGAGUGGGAAGAAGUUAAUGAAGAUGAUCAUGGACAAGGAAGAUGUUGGAGACUUAGAUCCUGAUCUUUAUGUGGUCCCAGCACAGCGGCAUCCCAAACAAGUCUUACUCGACAAAAUGUCAGUACCAAAAGCUCGACUGGAACAAGAGAUUGCUACAAUGAAGGAGCGAAUUUCGUGUAAGAUAUGUCUCCAAAACCCAGUGGCCAUUGUCUUUUUGCCCUGUGGUCAUCUUGUCAGCUGUCCUGUGUGUGCUCCUGCUCUCAAAAAGUGUCCAAUCUGUCGUGGCCCCAUGAAAGCGACGGUUAGGGUAUCAUUUGGAUCAUAAAUAUUAUAAAAAAUUACAGCCAUUCCAGAUUGAUCGUAGCCUAUCACCGAAUUGUAUAUGUUUGCAAUAACCUCUUUGAAGUUCGGGAUGCUACUAUGUUUGUGUGAAGAUUUACUGUUGGGAGAUUGGCUACGAUCUAUCUGGAAUGGCUGUAUAGGGUGCUUAAGUCAUUAUCAUUUCAUUCAAACUUUUCAUUUGUUUAGCCUUGUCAAGCUCAAAUCGAACAGUGUUGAAGACAACUGGGUUCAUACAAACUUCUUGGCUCAACGGUUAAGGUUUAAUCAUGGGUCUCUAAGGUAAUUUUGAAAAACGAAGUGCCAUUUUUAAAUCACAAACAAAAAGCAGUUUAAGGAUAAAUAUAUUUGUCAUGUUUAGUUUCUUUAUUCAGCAAGAAAUGAAUAGUCUUCAACGUUUCAAGGAAUCAACUUUUUUUUUAGGUAUCCUCAGGAUUUCUCCAAUCAUCCUCUUUUUCUCGAGAUCUUUUCUCAUGCAUUUCAAUUGUGUUGCUCCUAUGGGACCUUAAACAAUCAUCAAAGUCUAGGUUUUGCAAGACCUGUGUGAACCAUAAUUUAUACAAGUAAAGUUCAUGUUAAUAGCAACAUCAACAAAAAACAUCUGUAGCAUGUAAUAUUAACCUGUUAUGAUGAGAGUUUAAGGGAGGUGUCAUUAAUGUCAGUGGGUUAAGGAGCCUCAUACAGAUGACAAAAAGUUGGGAUUACAGACUGUUUAAAAACAAAAAUUAGGGAAAGGUUAUUGUGAGACAGUGGAACUCUCCAGUGUUUACCCUUCAGUUCUGAAGAAGCCCACAUGUUCGGGCGAAACCGGUAGACCUACAAUAAAGAAACCAACCUAUCCUGAGCUUGUUGUGAUUGAAUAUUGCCUUAAGAUAAGACUUUGACGAGUUAUACCAAGGGAGGGGGAAAAUAUUCACUUGGGUCCACUGGUGUUCUUUGUGUAUAUAUUAUGUAUAGUUUUUGCUGUGUAUAUAACAGAAGAUGAAGGAAAUGAUAGAAUUCUGUAAAAAAAAACAAAAACAAACUUGAUUCUAUGACAUUAUAGCCUGAGUGAAGAUUGUUAGGUUGAUUAUGUUCUCUGAUGAUACUGUACUGGGUAUUCCAGGUUAUUAUCUGUUAAACAGACAAACCGUGUUUACCCUAUUUGAUUUAAUUUCAUAUUAAAUGUGAAUUAUACGUGCAAUAUAUGUCUGAAGUGAUAAAAGUAUAUACUAGGCAAAACAGACCAUAUAUCAAAACUAUUACGGGUAACAUUGCAUUUGAAUAUAUAUAUACAGAUUUGAGGGAAGCAUGAAAUUGAUGAAAAAAA
This is a messenger RNA of Mizuhopecten yessoensis (Yesso scallop), 2734 nucleotides long. RefSeq names its product putative inhibitor of apoptosis. The transcript has 7 exons. The record is from RefSeq and is a predicted model, not a curated record. Gene Ontology annotation, cellular component: cytoplasm; nucleus; spindle microtubule. Bases 119 to 1411 code for a protein of 430 amino acids. Gene Ontology annotation, molecular function: cysteine-type endopeptidase inhibitor activity involved in apoptotic process. Gene Ontology annotation, biological process: regulation of cell cycle; negative regulation of apoptotic process. Lineage: Eukaryota; Metazoa; Mollusca; Bivalvia; Pectinida; Pectinidae.